This is a messenger RNA of Solanum stenotomum, 1734 nucleotides long. RefSeq names its product cytochrome P450 78A6-like. Gene Ontology annotation, molecular function: oxidoreductase activity, acting on paired donors, with incorporation or reduction of molecular oxygen; iron ion binding; heme binding. The transcript has 2 exons. The coding region runs from base 35 to 1612 and encodes 525 amino acids. NCBI's taxonomy places the organism in Eukaryota, Viridiplantae, Streptophyta, Magnoliopsida, Solanales, Solanaceae. The record is from RefSeq and is a predicted model, not a curated record.
UACUUCUUUUCUCACUCUCUCCCCAAAUAUAAUCAUGACAACAAGCAUAGAAAGCCUUUGGAUUUUUGCUUUAGCUUCAAAAUGCAAAUCUUUCACUUCUAUAAACUCAAUAUUCUUUGCAAUUUUUCUUAUUCUUAUAUGGUUAGUCAUGAACAUGAUUUACUGGGCUCACCCUGGUGGUCCUGCUUGGGGCAAACACACAUGGAAAAAAAUAGUGUCAAAUCCAAUUCCAGGCCCAAAAGGUUUUCCUGUUAUAGGAAGCAUGAACCUCAUGACUGGUCUAGCACAUCAUAAAAUAGCAAACAUGGCGAAAACUCUUAAAGCAAGUCGUCUCAUGUGUUUUAGCCUUGGUGAAACACGAGUCAUUGUGACUUGUAAUCCAGAAGUCGCGAAAGAAAUAUUAAACAGUUCAGUAUUUGCUGAUCGUCCGAUUAAAGAAUCAGCCUAUAGGCUAAUGUUCAAUAGAGCAAUUGGUUUUGCAUCAUAUGGGGUUUAUUGGAGGACACUUAGAAAAAUUUCAUCAAAUCAUUUAUUUUCACCUAAGCAAAUCAAAAUUUAUGAAAAACCAAGAUUUCAAAUUGCUAAACAAUUGAUUUCUAUGUUUGAAAAAAAUAGUCCAAAUGACAUUUUACGUGUUAGAGAUGGUUUAAAAUUGGCUUCUUUGAAUAAUAUGAUGUGUUGUGUUUUUGGUAAAAGUUAUGAUUUUGAUUGUUGUAAUUUAGAAACAAAAGAAUUGAUGAAGUUAGUUGAUGAAGGUUAUGAACUUUUGGGCAUGUUAAAUUGGUCUGAUCAUAUUUCUUGGUUAGGUGAAUUUGAUUUACAGAGAAUUAAACAGAGGUGCUCAGAACUUGUGCCAAAAGUAAACAAGUUUGUCAAAAAGAUUCUUGAUGAACAUGUGAAUCAAUCUGGUGAUUUUGUGGAUGUUUUGCUAUCUCUUCAAGGUUCAGAAAGAUUAUCAGAGAAUGAUAUGAUUGCAGUACUUUGGGAAAUGAUAUUUAGGGGGACUGAUACAGUGACGGUAUUGGUAGAGUGGAUAUUAGCCCGAAUGACGCUUCAUCCUGCUAUUCAAUCAAAAGUUCAAGUCGAGAUAGACAGAAUCGUUGGACAAUCACGAACCAUGACGGAGUCUGACGUAUCAGAAAUGAUCUAUCUUCCGGCCGUGGUUAAAGAAGUACUAAGGUUGCACCCUCCUGGUCCACUAUUGUCGUGGGCCCGCCUUGCAAUAACUGACACCACAAUUGAUGGUUAUCAGGUGCCAGCUGGGACCACGGCCAUGGUGAACAUGUGGGCCAUCACGAGAGAUGCAGAUGUUUGGGCUGACCCACUUAUGUUUAAGCCAGAAAGGUUUUUGAACGAGGCACAUAGUGACAUGGAUUUCUCGGUACUAGGGUCCGACAUGAGAUUGGCACCAUUUGGGUCUGGAAGGCGAUCUUGUCCCGGAAAGACACUAGGCUUGACCACAGUCACUUAUUGGGUCGCAACACUUUUGCACGAAUUCGAGUUUGGGCCCAGUAGUAAUGUUGACUUGUCUGAGGUAUUGAAGCUCUCUUGUGAAAUGGCCCACCCACUUAAGGUCAAGAUCCGAUCUAGACGUGCUCCUAAGACAAGCUAAAUGUGUUACAAUAUAUAAAGUGGAAACAUGGUCCCAAUAAACAAAAGAAGACCAUACUCUUUCUGUACAUAAUAUCUAGUUUUUGGUCAUCUUAAUGUUUGAUGGUAACGCUUCUGUUUUUA